This is a messenger RNA of Punctularia strigosozonata HHB-11173 SS5, 723 nucleotides long. RefSeq lists its product as uncharacterized. NCBI's taxonomy places the organism in Eukaryota, Fungi, Basidiomycota, Agaricomycetes, Corticiales, Punctulariaceae. The transcript has 2 exons. The coding region runs from base 1 to 723 and encodes 240 amino acids. The record is from RefSeq and is a predicted model, not a curated record.
AUGGUUGACUUUGCGGCAACCCAUCUCCUUAUACUCCGCUCCUCGCCUGACCAUCGCCGCACCCGUGACCUGACGAUGCGACACAUUUCGGGAGCGCGGAAUCCGUCGCGGCUUGUCGAGAAAGACAUGUCAUGUUGUCCCGGCCUUGACGGCGAUGCCAAAUGUGUUCGCCUAGAGGGGAGACCCAUGGAGGACGUCGCGCGAAAGGUCACCACCUGCUCCAGGGUCAUGGACGCGACAUAUUUGUACAUCGAUCUAAACUCGCCGACGGCCGACGUUCCCCGGUUUCAAAUCUCGCUCCCGCACCUGCGGAAAUUGUCGAUCAGGUACCCCUCUGUCGAUCCGGCGAAGCAGGUUCUGUCGUUUAUGGCCCUCAGUUCCCUGGAGGUGCUCGAACUUUGUGAUCGCUGGAGCGUCAUUCUUCCGGAGCGACAAGACUCGUCGCCGCUGCUGUACUACCUGGCUCAGCCAUCAGCCAUCACCCCGAAUCUUUCUGUAGCAUUCUCUUCUCUCAACCACCUCUGCAUGCAGGACAUGCGCUUCUCUGAAGCUUCAUUUUGGGCCUUCUUAUCGCAGUGCACGGGUCUCAAACACCUCUGCUUGAGCGACUGUUCCAUGCCUUACAAUUAUUCCGGAGCAUUUUCUACCCUCCGGCCCGGCUGCCAGCCCUCGCGACCCUGCGGAUUACCUAUCGCAAUACUUCCGAUGCACAAAACCUACUAG